AUGAAGCUAUUGCCCACUUCAUCCGGGUUGUCCACCCGAGCGGGGUAUCCGGGGAUCAACUUCGAGAUCGAAGUCAAGAUCGAGUUCGCCAGCACAUUCGCGCACACGGAUAAAGUGGCGUUCCCAAAAUCCCGUAGUAAUGUCAACACUGUCAAAUCUAUACCAGCCCGAAUAGUGCCAAGUAGACGCUUUGCGGCUGCUGCAGUGAGCCCGGGUUAUAACCUCUCCACGCCAUCGUAG
This is a messenger RNA of Penicillium chermesinum, 240 nucleotides long. RefSeq lists its product as uncharacterized. The transcript has a single exon. Bases 1 to 240 code for a protein of 79 amino acids. The record is from RefSeq and is a predicted model, not a curated record. Lineage: Eukaryota; Fungi; Ascomycota; Eurotiomycetes; Eurotiales; Aspergillaceae.